This is a messenger RNA of Effrenium voratum, 183 nucleotides long. The record is from the annotation of a GenBank genome assembly. Lineage: Eukaryota; Dinophyceae; Suessiales; Symbiodiniaceae.
AUGGUGCAAGUUCAUACCGCGGGUGCUGCGGGUCUUCUACUGGUCGGACAUCAUCACCGGCGGCGUCUUGGCCCACAGCUUGUACUACGUAUGCGAUGUGCCUUUGAGGACUUGGCUGCUAGGUGGCCUCCUCCUGGGCUUUCCAGCCACAGAUAUGGUGCAUCGGAUGAUCAUGAAGGAUGA